AUGUCUACUCGCCUCGAUAACCUGUUAAAGUCCAAGAACGUUGUCCUCUUUUUUGGAGGCGUCGUCUCUAUGGCAGCAGCAUACACUAUUUGGGGAAACGAAGGCCAAGGAAUGUUUCCUCCUAUGGCAGAUCCUACCGGCGACCCUAAGACAUGGUCUCGAGAAGAGUGUAGAUUGUGGUUGGAAAAGAGAAACCUACAUCCAGAUCCCAAAGCCACGAAAGAGGAGCUCAUCGAUAGGGUCGUAGCCAAUAUGCGUAUCCCAAGAAAGUAA
Molecule: messenger RNA, 273 nt
Organism: Fusarium pseudograminearum CS3096
Lineage: Eukaryota; Fungi; Ascomycota; Sordariomycetes; Hypocreales; Nectriaceae
Exons: 4
Coding region: 1-273 (90 amino acids)
Source: RefSeq, a predicted model, not a curated record